UAAUCUUAUUCACUUAUGUGACAACCAAGUUCACAUGGCUAUUCAGGCAUCUUCUGAAGAGAUUCUAGAGAAUGUGUGGGCUAAAAUUAUGAGCAGUGACAGAAGAGGUGAUGCAUCAGUAGAUUCUCCUCACUCUUUGGAAGAACAGCCUAACCCUGAUGGAAGAGAAGGGUCAAUGGAAAUUCUGAAAAGGCUUCCAAGUUUAGGGAGAUGGAUAUCAAUGGGGGCUGAUUUCUGGGAACAAAGUUUAUAUAGUAUUCUAACUGCUGCAACCAAUACAGAAGAUUCUGGUGACACCAUUAUGGGAAUUGGCACUGCUACUAGACACAAAAACAAGGUGGAAGCUGAUGGUGUGAGAGGAGAAAAGGUGGUAGCAAAACACUAUAGGGGAGUAAGGAGAAGGCCAUGGGGUAAAUAUGCAGCAGAGAUUAGAGAUUCAUCAAAGAAAGGUGCUAGAGUUUGGCUUGGCACAUUUGAAACUGCUGAAGAAGCAGCUCUGGCUUAUGACAAGGCUGCUUUGAGAAUUAGGGGUCCAAAAGCAUACCUCAACUUUCCACUUGAGACAGUUGUUGUUGCACAGGCUUCAGAAACAGGUCAGAAAGGAGCAGGUUGGGACACAGAAAAGAGUUACAAUGGCAUGAAGAAGAGAAAGGAAGGGUUUGUGGAUGUGGUGAAUGAAGAACCUGUAACCAAAAAAAUGGCAAGGUUGGAUAGGGUUCUGGAAAAUGAACUUGAUGUUUUUGUGUUUCAGGACUUGGGGAGUGAUUACUUGGACAAUUUGCUCUCUACUUUUUAACAUAGUGAUUAAGAUAGUCAUUGAAAGUGGUUACUCAGAAAUAUUUGA
Cajanus cajan (pigeon pea) is the source of this 844-nucleotide messenger RNA. Its product is annotated as ethylene-response factor C3. The record is from RefSeq and is a predicted model, not a curated record. NCBI's taxonomy places the organism in Eukaryota, Viridiplantae, Streptophyta, Magnoliopsida, Fabales, Fabaceae. Gene Ontology annotation, molecular function: DNA-binding transcription factor activity; DNA binding. Gene Ontology annotation, biological process: ethylene-activated signaling pathway; regulation of DNA-templated transcription.